This is a messenger RNA of Acyrthosiphon pisum (pea aphid), 1486 nucleotides long. RefSeq lists its product as uncharacterized. Lineage: Eukaryota; Metazoa; Arthropoda; Insecta; Hemiptera; Aphididae. The transcript has 5 exons. The record is from RefSeq and is a predicted model, not a curated record. The coding region runs from base 111 to 974 and encodes 287 amino acids.
UUUAUUUCACAAAUAAAAAAGGUUUUUAAAUUUUUAACUUACAAUACUAUCAGGCUGCUAUUUAUAUUUUAAAUUUCUCCGCUCUCAUUAUACCUUUUAUAUUAAUAGCAAUGACAAGAAAAUGUGUUGUUUGUAAUAAAUUGUACAUUAAGGGUUCAGAUGAAACAUUUCAUUCCUUUCCUAAAGAUGAAACUAGAAAAAAAAUGUGGUUAAAAGCUUGUAAGAUAAAAUUGUGUUUGCCAUCAAACAAAAUAUGCGGAGAUCAUUUUUUACCGGAACACUACUUACUAAGUGGAUACCUCACAAAGGACGCUGUUCCAUUCUUAGCUCCUACGAGUAUGAAUAAACCUUUGAACGCUCAAUGUACCUCUAGCCCUUGUCCAAUUCCUAUAAAACUCCCAUGUAUCGAACGCACAGCUUCUACAAGUACAGAUAAACCUUUGAACGAUCAAUGUACCUCUAGCCCUUGUCCAAUUCCUAUGAAAAGUUCAUGUGUCAAACCCAUAGCUUCUAUGAAUACGGAUAUAACUUACAGUCCUGAAAGUCGAAAACGUAAGAUAUUAAAUUCCAGCACAAUAGGGGCUUUAUCACCAAGUCAUUUUAGUUCUCCAAGAAAGGCAAAGAGACAUUUGGACAUGGUGAAGAACAAAUUUAAAGAGAAACAAGUUCAAAAUAAUAAUCUAAAAAAUAAAAUCUACAGACUGAAAAAAAAAAUUGAAAAAGAUGGUGAAUAUAUACAAUCUUUAAAUAGACUGCUAAAAGAAAAAGAACAUAAAGAGAUAUUAAAUGCUAACAUAAUAGGAGCCUUAACACCAAGUCAAUUAAUUUCUGCGAAAAAGGCAAAAACACGUUUGGACACAAAGAAGAACAAAUUUAAAGAGAGGCAAAUAGAAAAUGGAAAUCUGAAAAACCAAAUUCAAAGUCCGAAAAAUUAUACAGUUCAACAAGAUCAUGAUUAUACAAUUUUUACAUAGACUAUAUUAUAGUCAGGAGAACAAAAAGUAUUCACUGAUGUGCAAAAUCCUAGCGGUAAAUUUCUGUCAUUGUAUCGCCAUAUUAUUAAAUAAAGAGUCCGCAUUUUGAAUAAUUAUAAUAUCUAAUGCAUAUUAUGUAAAAACAAUGAAAUUGCUGAAAGUCAAAAUUGCCAAUUGGUAACUAAACCAAGAAUAAAGGCAAAAAUAAAAUUAAAAAAAACAUAAAAGCAAAGGCUGCACAUGGUGUAGUUGGUCGAUUGCACACUGCCUUGGUUGGAGAACCCUUGUUUAUAGAAAAAAAGAUGUUGCUUGCAUAUUUUCAAACAGCCGUUUAUUGUUCUCAUGACUAUAACACCGUCUUUAAAUGAGGUAUUGAGUUACACUGGUGGGUUAUUUGUGACAAAAAUACAAAAUAACUUGUAAUAUAUGUCACAGAUUUUUGAUUGACUGUCCAUAUCACAAUUUUAAAUAAAUAAAAUAUAAAUAUCAAAAUAAUGCUGUGAAAAAACUAA